GAGAAGAGCCAACGACCGCUGCUCCUCCAUCGCCUCUCGAUCGGCGGCAGUGAAUCAUGUUUCGGCGUCUCCUGUUGCAGCAUCCCCGCCGUGGCGUCGCCACUGGCUUCCUCGCUCUCACCGCCUUCACUCUCGGUUCCUCCGACGGCCCCUCCCUCCCCACAAAUGUCGCCAUUUCGAUAUGCGAUCCGUUUCGGCAAUUUCUGUCUUCGACUUCGUCGAUUUUCUCGCAAGAUUUCACGCUUCCAUUCUCAGUCUUUUCUCCAGAGUUUUUUGCACGGCAUUUUCCAACCGCGUGCCCUCUUCCACCUCCGGAUUCAAGUAAGGACGUGGCAUGCUGCAGUGGAUGCCUCAAAAGGAACUCUAUUGUCAAAGCGGCCGCGGCAGCUGGUCCUUCCGUGGUGAAUAUAUGUCUUACUGAAGAUGUAUAUGGUCCUAUGCCUAUAAUGGGUAUAGGGUCUGGCACUAUCAUUGAUCCUGAUGGGACGAUCUUGACCUGUGCACAUUGCAUAGCAGACUUUUCUAGUAGGCAAGUGAUCUCAAAAGGCAAAAUUGUCGUGACUUUACCAGAUGAACGUACAUUUGAGGGCAUUGUGGUAAAUGCUGAUUUUGUUUCUGACGUUGCUGUGGUGAAGAUACAUUCUGAAACUCCACUACCGUCAGCUAGACUUGGAUCAUCAUCUAAGCUUCAUCCAGGUGACUGGGUAAUAGCCUUGGGCCACCCCCUUUCUCUGCAAAAUACCAUAACAUCUGGUAUUGUAAGUUGUGUUGAUCGGAAAAGUAGUGAUUUGGGUCUUGAAGGAAUUCGAAGGGAGUAUUUGCAAACAAAUUGUGCAAUUAAUGAGGGUAAUUCUGGAGGACCCCUUGUCAAUCUUGAUGGUGAGGUUGUAGGUGUUAACAUUAUGAAAGUUAUUACAGCUGAUGGAUUGAGCUUUGCAGUUCCAAUUGAUACGGUCAUCAAAAUCUUUGAGCAAUUUAGGAAGAAUGGGAGUAGAGUAGUUCGUCCUUGGCUUGGAUUGAGCAUGUUUGAUCUUAAUGAAAGGAUAAUUUUACAGUUAAAGGAGAGAGAUGCUUCAUUUCCUAAUGUUACAAAAGGUGUUCUUGUGCCCCUGGUAAUUCCAGGAUCUCCGGCAGAUCGUGCAGGAUUCCAACAGGGUGAUAUUGUAAUUGAGUUUGGUGGCAGACCAAUUAGAGAGAUUAAAGAGAUUAUGGAUAUCGUGGAGGAUAAAGUUGGGGUGCCUCUGGAAGCUCUGGUGAAGCGAUCGAACAACAAAACGGUCACAUUGACUGUAGUGCCAGAGGAAGCUUACACAGAUAUGUGAGAUAUUACAGAAAUAUUGGCAAUUUUUUCCCAUUGUCACAAUCUACCAGUUUAUUUGAUACACAAGUUAGGCCAUUCAUUUUUUACAAUGAUGAGAGUUCAAGCGUGUUGUAUUGUCUCUUUAGUUUUGAGUUAGUUCGUCAUGGCUAAUAACUGUAAAAUUUGAUGUGUAUUCUGUAAACAGUUAAUAAAAGAUGAACCUAGGAUACACAAGUUAGGCCAUUCAUUUUUUGAUACUGAUGAGACUUCAAGUGGGUUGUAUUCUAUCUUUAAUUUUGUUUGGAGUAGUCCUCAGCCAUGGUCGAUAACUGUAAAAUUU
Messenger RNA from Zingiber officinale, 1640 nucleotides. Its product is annotated as putative protease Do-like 14. The coding region runs from base 57 to 1322 and encodes 421 amino acids. Lineage: Eukaryota; Viridiplantae; Streptophyta; Magnoliopsida; Zingiberales; Zingiberaceae. Gene Ontology annotation, biological process: proteolysis. Gene Ontology annotation, molecular function: protein binding; serine-type endopeptidase activity. The transcript has 10 exons. The record is from RefSeq and is a predicted model, not a curated record.